UCAACCGAGCUCCACCGCCAUCGCCCCGCAGCCCAGAGAGCCCUGCCGCAACGCGACCAGCGACCACCGAGCCAAAGCAGGCGGCAUGAGGCUUGAGUCAGUACAUUUCUCCAUGCUGGUCAUCGGGGUCUCCUUCGCCUGCUACUCCCCGAGUUUGAAUUCCCUGCAGGACCGGGUUUACAAAUCCGCCGUUGUGAUCGAGGGCAAGGUGCAAUCCGCGCCUCAGAACAUCUCAGCGGAGCCGUACAGUGUGAAUGUGAAAGUCCUGGACGUGUGGCCACGGAACAGCGGGGGUCUGGAACGGGAGCAGCUCGUCACUGUCGGGGAAUUUGGCUCGGAGACUCCGUGCGCCAAAGUGAUAAAGAACCACAAGUACAUUUUUUUCAUGGACCCCACCGACGAGCCCUUGGUUUUCAAGGCAUCGUUCGCUCCCCUUGAUGCAAGUGGGAAGAAUCUAAAAAAAGAUGUUGGGAGGAUCUUGUGUGAAGACUGCGGUGCACCAACACUAAAACCUAUGAGGAACCCAGUGUUGGUGGAGGAGGGAAGAAGACUAACGAUGAAGUGCGAGGCCUCAGGCUCCCCUCCCCUUUCCUACAAGUGGUACAAGGAUGGCACUGUUCUGAAAAAGAGCAAAGAAGUCAAGAUCAAAGGAAGCAAGAAAAACUCCAAGAUCCAGAUUGCCAGCGCGAGGUUGGAGGACUCUGGGAAUUACAUGUGUGUGGUGGAGAACGAGGGAGGAAGCAACAACAGCACAAGCACCGUUCACGUCCAAAGCAUAACCACGACGUUGCCUCCAGGCUCGGGACACGCGAGGAGGUGUAACGACACAGAGAAAGGGUACUGCGUGAACGACGGCGAGUGUUACUUCAUCCACGGCAUCAACCAGCUCUCCUGCAAGUGUCCAAAUGACUUUACUGGCGAUCGCUGUCAAACCUACGUUAUGGCCAGUUUCUACCAGUCUCUCGGGAUUGAAUUUAUGGAGGCGGAGGAGCUCUAUCAGAAGAGAGUGCUGACAAUCACAGGCAUCUGCGUGGCUCUGCUGGUGGUGGGCAUCGUAUGCGUGGUGGCCUACUGCAAAACCAAGAAACAGAGGAAGAAGAUGCACGGCCACCUGAGACAGAACAUGUGCAUGGAUCACCCCAACCGCAGCCUGGCCAACGGGCCAAACCACCCGGGCCCUGGACCCGAGGAGAUCCCCAUGUACAUUUCGAAGAAUGUCCCCGCCACGGAGAGGGUGAUCCGGCAUGGGGAAGAGGCAGCGUUCUCCGGCGGCAGCCGCCAGUCUUCCAGAUCCCACAACUCUUCCACCCGAGCACACUCCUCCACCCACAGACACGAGGAGAGGACGUGGAGUCUGGAGCGGACGGACAGCGUGCUGUCCGACUGUCCCUCGGGCAUGCUCUCGUCCUCCGUGGGGACCAGUAAGUGCAGCAGCCCGGCGUGUAUGGAGGAGAGAGCCCGCCGGGCCGGUCGCUGUGGCUGCCCGCCUCCCCACCGGCCGCCGUUGCAGUACGGCGACUCCUUCGACUCGAUCGGAGACUCUCCGCACAGUGACAGGUACGUGUCGGCCCUGACCACGCCUGCCCGCCUGUCCCCGGUGGACUUCCAUUACUCACUGCCCCCCCAGGUGCCUACCUUCCAGAUCACGUCUCCCAACGCCAGCCAUGCCGUCUCGCUGCCGCCGGCGGCACGCCUGCCGUACUCGCGCGAGGACGAGCCGCCCCUGCUGCUGCGUCGCUACCAGGUGCCCCUGCACGAGGCCCAACGCCACGAGCCCUACCGCCAGCAGCAGCCCGGCGCCCCGCGACCCGGACGGCCCCCCGCUCCCGCCUCCAGCCUGCCCUCCAGCCCACACCGCCCGGCCCAGGAUGACGAGUAUGAGAGCACGCAGGAGUACCCCCCCGCCCUGGCACAACCAAAGAGGAGCGGCCGCCGCUGGCGCCGGGCUCGGCUGGACGGGCACGUGGCCCCGCGCGGCUACAGGCCGCCCCGGGACUACGGCUCGCGCAGCUGCCUCUCGGACAGCGACUCCCAGGAGGAGGACGAGGAGGAUGGCGAGAGCACGCCCUUCCUCAGCAUGCAGAACAUGAGCACCCCCGAGCCGGUCACCGUCUACAGGGCCGCCGGGCCGGCCGACACGCGGACUUCCCAAGGAGCGGGUGGGCGGCACACGGCACGCUCCGCUGCCCAGAGCAGACAGACGCUGGCGCGCUCCAAACAUGACACCGCUGGCCACUAGACAGACAGCUGCUCACCUGUCCCCCAAAAAACAACCCUGUAUACACCUGCAACUAUAAGAAAUAUUUUUAUUUUAUAUAACUAACAGAUAUUCUAAACAAAUGAAAUAUUUAUUUUCAUUUUAGCAAAAAGUUGUCUACUAGUUAACAGCAAAGACUUUUUUUAUAGGGAAAACUCUAUUUAUAUUUACAUUUUGAUUUACAGCAUAAAAAAGACGUGCCGAUUUUUUCACAACUUAAAGAAAUAGAGUAAUAUUGUGGUGCCUUUUGCCGUUGCCAGAGGGCCAGUGGAGUUUUUUGUAGCCUUUCUUAUACAGAUGCUUCAUUUUUAUACACAUUUACUCUUUUGUUUUCUCUUUUGGGGCUUGUGUUCCCUUGCAUUUCUCCAGGUUGUGUUCUCUUGGGAGCUGACCCCCU
Electrophorus electricus (electric eel) is the source of this 2654-nucleotide messenger RNA. RefSeq names its product neuregulin 2a (gene nrg2a). Gene Ontology annotation, biological process: animal organ development; intracellular signal transduction; nervous system development. The record is from RefSeq and is a predicted model, not a curated record. Gene Ontology annotation, molecular function: signaling receptor binding. Lineage: Eukaryota; Metazoa; Chordata; Actinopteri; Gymnotiformes; Gymnotidae.